UUGGACACUUGCGGAGCUAUUAAUAUCUGGAAGGAAGAGCGCAGCUCAAUGGAUAUAAUGGUGGAAGGGCCAAGAGCUGCGCAAGUAGCAGACUUGCUCCAUGAUCGGUGCAUACCAUACGCUGUUGCUAUCAGCGACGUCGGUGCCCUCCUUGAUCGCGAACAAGGAUGCACCAAAUCAAGGAGGAGCGCUUGUGGACUAAGACGGUGCAUGGAUUGGAAGAACUAUCAUCGCCUAAAUGUCAUUUAUGACUUUCUGGAUAAUCUGGCAAGAGAAUGCCCAUCUUUAUGUACAGUAUGUACAAUUGGGAGGACAGUAGAAGGGCGCGAUAUCAGGCUCUUGAAAAUAUCAAACGGGUGCUGCAACAAUGUGGGUGUGUGGUUAGACGCCGCGAUCCAUCCCCGCGAGUGGAUCAGUACAGCCGUAGUUACUUAUGUCGCCGACCAGCUCGUCAGGACUUUCGAUCAGCAACCUUCGUACAUAACUAAUAAAGAUUGGUACAUAUUGCCAGUUGUAAAUCCGGAUGGAUACGAAUAUACACAUACACAUGACCGUAUGUGGCGAAAAAAUCGAGCACGUUACGGUGACUGUUGCGGUGUAGAUCUGAACAGAAACUUUAGUUGUGGUUGGGGCGAACGAGGCGAAGAAGGGUCUUCAGAGGAUCCAGGAAACAUUUUUUAUAGAGGUCCAGAACCAUUUUCGGAACCAGAAACUUGUGCUAUCAGAAACGCUAUUUGCGAAAGUGACACUAAGUUCAAGGUGUUCCUGUCAUUUCAUAGCUAUGGUGAGGUGAUAAUUUUCCCAUGGGGUUACACUGCUGAUCCUUGUCCGGACUACGUUCAGAUGCUGGAGGCUGGCACAGCUAUGGCUAAGGCCAUACAAAAAGCCAGCGGCCACACUUACAAGGUGGGCAGCACAAAAGAUCUCAUGUAUUACGCAUCUGGAACAAGUACUGAUUGGAGCUACGCUGUCGGUAACAUUCCCUACUCGUAUAUGGUGGAACUAAGAGGCAAAAGACAUCGCUUUCUUCUACCAAAAGAGGAAAUUGUUUGCACGGCUGUCGAAGUUUUAUGCGGCUUAACGAAGUUGAUGGAGUAUGUUGACAAACGCUGCUGCAACCAGCCAUGCCAGCCAUCACCAUGUGAAAAUGAUCAACCUUGUCGACUCUCCAGAUCCCAAUCCUGUAGAAGUUCAAAAUCAUAUAACUGCAAAGGCACUGGAUCUUGCCGAAGCUCUCGAUCCCAUUCUUGCCGCAGCUCCCACUCACAGUGCUGCGAAAGCUCAGACUCACAGUGCCAAAUCCCAUCAAAAUCUUGCAACUUCACCUAG
Parnassius mnemosyne (clouded apollo) is the source of this 1329-nucleotide messenger RNA. The record is from the annotation of a GenBank genome assembly. Lineage: Eukaryota; Metazoa; Arthropoda; Insecta; Lepidoptera; Papilionidae.